CAUUCCAGAAUCAAAUAAAAAACUGGGACGACUUCUGCAAAUCCAGGACCGGCCCUGGAAAAUAGGAAUACUUGGUGGGUCUGUGGUGUAGAGACCACUGGAGGAAGAAGGCAGCCAUCUUGCAUCACCGGCAUUCCCAGUGAUAUCAAUGCCUUUUGAAUUGGGUGGAAGCAACUGCAAAGCGUCAGACUGAAAAGAAAAACAGGUUGUAACAGGUGAGGACUGACAGAUGGUGAAGGUAAUCAAUAGCACAGAACUGUAGUUUCAGUUUACAUUGAAAUGUAAGUUGACUUUGAUUAAGUAAAGAAAACAGUGUGGGCUGGGCUGUGUACUUUCUGUCAGGAGCUGCACAAAAGAUGAGGAAGUUUUUGCUCUCCAGAGACACAAGUGUUUACCUACCAGAUGUAGCUGAGCAACCUGAAAGCUCUCUGUAUUUACAAGGAUCAGGAAUUCAGGUGGACUGAGAGCCAGGCUGAGGGAAGUCUCAAAAGCAGCUGACAGUGGACCAUGACCCCCUUCCUCCUGUUUCACCAAGAAGGAGGAUGAAACUAGCCGGCAACUUCCCUCUGCCCCUACUCUAUGCUGACCAGCAAUGGAAAUCAACAGAACACGAUCCCCAGUACAAAGGUGGGAAAAAGCUCAAACUGGAAGGCAAAGAGUUGUUGUCAGUGCCUCGCCAGAUCUUUGCACUGCAAGGAUUGCGAGUCCUGGAGAUGACUCCGGAACGAGAGAGCUGCCUGAGGUACAGGAUGGAUCUUGUCCCUCGUGAGAUUGGCCACUUGCAAAACCUGGCCUUCCUCUACCUGGACUCCAACAACCUGAAAGAGGUCCCUGCUGAGAUAGGUUCCUUAGGCAAGCUGGAGAGACUCACCCUCAGCAACAACAGCAUAGCCUCUCUGCCUGAGGAAAUAGGAGGCCUCCAGAAACUUCAUAGUCUCCAUUUGGCAAACAACAGCCUGGCAGAGCUCCCUGCACCUGUUUGUCAGCUGAGGAACCUGGUCUUCUUAGAUGCUACCGAUAACCACAUCAGCACGAUCCCUGACGCCAUUCAGCAGCUGCAGAAACUGGAAACAUUGCUGCUGCUUUUCAAUUCUCUCAGGCAUCUGCCAAUGGGAGUCUGUUCCUUAAAGGCCUUGAAGACGCUCUGGCUAGGACAGAACAACCUCAAGGCUCUCCCAUCAAACUUUGGUCAGCUGGUAAACUUGGACUGGGGUUCAAAUUACUGUUCCUGCAGCUUUGAAGGGAAUCCAUUGGUGCAACCACCUCCUGAAGUGUGCAGUGGAGGACCUGUUGUGAUCAGGGAGUAUUUUGCCUCUUUAAGGGGAUAGAAAUCUAUGUGUAGGGUAAGUAGAGCUGAGAGAGAGAAGUUAAAAUUUACAGGGAAGCAUAUCUGAUUUGCACUUCCUCUAACAACACUUGGCAGCCAUCAUUCGGAAUUCACACUUCUCCAGAUAAUGCAUAUGAGAUAUAUAUAUAUAUAUAUAUAUUAUGGAUUUGAGUAUGCAUAGAAAUGCACACAUUCAUGAAAAUGACAUCCAAAAAUGCAUUAUACGAGGAAAUGCAUUAUAUUGGGUGAAAUUGCUUUGCAAAAAAAAUGUGCAUAUUGGGGAAAAUUGCAUACAAAUGUGUACUUUAGAAGAAAUGAAUAUUAAAAUGCUGGUGUGUUUUCAUGUUGAAGUUCCUAAAUCCACCUUUUGAUGAUCUCAUCCUGUGGAGGGCAGGAUCUAUGCUAGGCAAUCAGGCUCUGAUAACACCAGGAUCCUAUCUCUGCUGGAUAGAUGUUUCUCAAUUUCACGUGGUUCAUUGCAAUGUGUCCUAUGCAUUGGCUCUGAAUUUGCAUUGCAUAUGUUCUAAUUAUGGAUGUAUUUUUUUAAUAUUUUAAUUACAUUGUUUUAUUGUGUGUUUUAAUUAUGGAUGUUUAUAUCUUGAGGCUUGUAUAAUUGGUUUUUAUUGUUGCAAACGACCUAAGGAGCAACCCCUUAGCAAGAUCCACCAGGAGGAGCCGGUUAGGAUCCAGAUGAUCUCUUGCUGAGCUGAGAGGUCCAUGGUGCAGCUGGGCUAUGCUGGCUUAAAUCCUGCAUCCUUGCAGCCAUACAGCAUGCAGCUGGCUGAGCCAAACCUGGCUGAUCUGAAACUGGUGUAAGCCCUGAGAAGAGGGUAUUCUGGUAGGGUUGCCAUGUGGCCUCUUUUUCCAGGACACACCCUCUUUUUCAGGGGCAAAA
Podarcis muralis (Common wall lizard) is the source of this 2222-nucleotide messenger RNA. NCBI's taxonomy places the organism in Eukaryota, Metazoa, Chordata, Lepidosauria, Squamata, Lacertidae. The record is from RefSeq and is a predicted model, not a curated record.